Messenger RNA from Tarenaya hassleriana, 1804 nucleotides. RefSeq names its product afadin- and alpha-actinin-binding protein A-like. The record is from RefSeq and is a predicted model, not a curated record. The transcript is spliced from 16 exons. Bases 304 to 1536 code for a protein of 410 amino acids. NCBI's taxonomy places the organism in Eukaryota, Viridiplantae, Streptophyta, Magnoliopsida, Brassicales, Cleomaceae.
GGCGAGACGGGGUCGGCCACGUUUGCAGGGUCGUGGAGCACGGAGAAGACUCGGUGGACCUUCCCCCACCGGAUUGAAGUCACCACUAUCUUGAUUCUUGAAUCUUGAUAUCUGGAUUAUAAAGCAAAAAAGAAAGAAAAGGUUUUUAAGACUUCCCAAAAACAUUUCCUCCUUCCUUUGUUUUUGAAUUUUCUCGCUGCCCCUAGUUAGAUCCAUCCGCGAGGGAGUGAGAGAGAGAGGAGCGAGUGAAUUCGUCGCUGCUUUCCGGCGUUGUGUCCUCCGUGGUGCUCUUGCCGCUAGACGAUGCCGGCGACUGAUGCUGAGUUUGGUCUCAGACCGUCGUCUCAGUCCGAUUUCUCAGCGACUGGGGAGUAUAACUUCGCCAAUGUGGAUAACCUGGAGCAUUGUGCCAAGUACUUGAACCAGACGCUGAUCACUUUUGGAUUUCCCGCCUCGCUCGAUCUGUUUUCGAACGACCCAGUUUCCAUCGCGAGGACCUGCAAUUGCAUGUACUCGUUGCUGCAGCAGCGGCAGCGUGACUCGGAGUUUAGAGAAUCUGCUAACGAGCAGAGACAGAGACUACAAUCAGACAUAGCUAGAUUUGAAGCUAAGGUCGAGAGGCUUGAAGCGCAAAUCCAAGCGAAAGACAGGGAAAUUGCAACAAUUACAAGAACUGAAGCCAAAAACACUGCGGCUCUAAAGGCCCAGAUUGAAAAGCUGCAUCAGGAGAGGGAUGAAUUUCAAAGGAUGGUGAUCGGUAACCAGCAAGUUAAGACUCAACAGAUACAUGAAAUGAAGAAAAAGGAAAAGGAGUACAUAAAAUUGCAGGAGAAGUUAAAUCAAGUAUUGAUGGAGAAGAAGAAAGAAUCAAGGUCAGGCAUGGAAAUUAUGAAUUUGCUACAGAAAGAAGGGAGGCAGCGUGGAACUUGGAAUGGAAAGAAGGCUGAUACUGAUUUCUAUAAAAAAAUUGUGGAUGCUUAUGAGGCAAAAAACCAAGAAUUAAUGGCGGAGAAUACUGAUCUAAGAGCAUUACUUCGAUCCAUGCAGACGGAUAUGCGUGAUUUCUUAAACGCACCAAAUGGAUCGUCUACCCCAUCAUUGGCUGUUAAUGAGAGGCAUGAGGCUGAUCCCUCACAAUCUCCGCUUGGCGGGAAGACGGAUGUGUUUGAUCUGCCUUUCCGGAUGGCCAGAGAUCAAAUAGAAGAAAGUUUGCGCACUAAGAUGGCUUCGAUAAAGGAAUGCAUGGUCCAAUUACAAGGUGCGGAAAAACGCGCCGCUGUUACUUCGGAAGCAACAGAGAGAGAGCUUGAACUUGAAGCUCAACUCGUGGAGGCGAGAAGCAUAAUCCAGGAGCAGGUUUGGGAGCAACCUCUGCAUUUUGUCAGGAAGACAUAUCUUUUUUUAUCUUAUGGUGAGAGACUGAUGGUGGAGGAAUGUGGAUCGUUGUCGCAGGAGUCGAUAAUGUCGAAACAUCUCCCGAAAUCCGAGAGGCGGAGAAGGGAAUCCUUAGCUCCAUUGGCAGCCGAGGGAAUCUGAAAAAGCUUGAGCGCUAGUAGUAAACCUGGAACCAGCUCAAGCUUCUGUCCAAGCUCAGGUACGGACGGUAGACUUGUUUGCUGUUUAACCAAAUAGCCCCCGUGUCCAGUUUUGGACGCUUUCUGGUUUAGAGUCUCUCUCUCCUCGCUAUAUCUAAUCUAUGUAUGUAUAGUCGCCUUAUCAGCAGAAGAUUUAGUAGGAUGUGACAACAUUUUCCUCAUAUAUUUAAUCCUGAUGAAACGAAAAAUUCAAUCUUUUUUAGGACCCA